AUGGUGUCGCGGAUGGAAGUGUUCACCCACUGGUUCCAGCUCGCCGACUCGGACAGGGACGGGCGGCUGACUGGUCCAGAUGCAGUACAGUUCUUCAACCGAAGCGGCCUGCCGCGGCACGUCCUGUCGCGGGUGUGGGCGCUCGCUGACUCGCAGCGGCAGGGCUUCCUGGACAUGACUGGCUUCGAGAAGGCCAUGGACCUCAUCACGCUGGCCCAGAGCGGCGCUGUGCUGUCCGCGGAGCUCUACGGAAACGCCAAGCAGUCCGGCGAGCUGGAGGGCAAGUUUCCGAUGCUGGAGGGAGUGCACAUUCCGGGGCAGGAGCCGAGCGAGUACGACGUGGAGCGGCCGGACGGCGGCCCGAACCUGCAGCCGGGGCCGCCGCAACAGAACCUGAACAACAACAACUCGGUGCCGGGGUGGGGCAUGCAGCCGCAGCAGAGCUGGGGCCGGAAGCCGCCGCCGCCCGGGAGCCAAAUGCCGGCGCCGGCGGGCGUGAAUACGCGGGACUUCAUGGCCGACGUGCACGACGUGUUCCGGAAGCGCGGGAAGAAGCGGCCGGUGCCGCAGGCCACGUGCACCUCGAUCAUCGACGGGCUCAAACAGAUCUACUUCAAGAAGAUCAGACCCAUCGAAGAAGCCUUUAAAUUCGGCAACUUCUUCUCUCCCUACCUCACCGAAGGCGACUUCGUGGCCAAGCCGUCGGUGCUUCUCCUGGGCCAGUACUCCACGGGCAAGACCACGUUCGUCAAGCACCUGCUGGGCAAGGAGUACCCCGGGUGUCACAUCGGGCCGGAGCCGACGACGGACCGCUUCGUGGUCGUGAUGCACGGCCCCGAGGACCGCACGACCCCCGGCAACACGCUGGCGGUGAUGCCUGACAAGCCGUACCAGGGGCUGAGCAUGUUCGGGACGGGGUUCCUGGGGCGGUUCAUGGGCGCGGAGACGGAGGCGAAGCUGCUCGAGGAGGUCACGAUCGUGGACACCCCCGGGGUGCUGUCUGGCGAGAAGCAGCGCAUUGAGCGGCAGUACGACUUCAUCCGCGUGAACGAGUGGUUCGCGACGCGCUGCGACAUCAUCCUCCUCCUCUUCGACCCCUACAAGCUCGACAUCAGCGACGAGUUCAAGGCCGUCAUCCAGCGGCUGCGCGGGCACGACGACAAGGUCCGCGUGGUCCUCAACAAGGCGGACCAGGUCGACGCGCAGCAGCUCAUGCGGGUGUACGGCGCGCUGAUGUGGUCGCUGGGCAAGGUGUUCAAGUCCCCCGAGGUCUGCCGCGUGUACAUGGGGUCGUUCAACGCGGGGAAGGAGAUCGACGACUCGGUGCAGCUGAAGAGCCUGUUCGAGGCGGAACAAAAGGACCUGUUCGCGGACCUGCUGCAGAUCCCGCAGCGCAGCUGCGACCGCAAGGUGAACGAGUUCGUGAAGCGCAUGCGCGCGGCGAAGAUCCACGUCGCGAUCAUGGGCCACCUCCGCAAGAUGGUGCCCAUGUUUGGCAAGGCCAAGUGGCAGGAGAAGGUGCUGCAGACGCUGGACCAGGAGUUCGUCAAGGUGCAGCGCGAGCACCAGCUGCCGCCGGGGGACUUCCCGGACGUCAACCGGUACCGCGACAUCCUCGCUGCGUUCGACAUCGCGUCCUUCCCAAAGCUCGAUCACUACCGGUCGCUGUCGGCGAUCGACGACGCGCUCACCAACGACGUGCCCGCGCUGCUCAAGGCCUUCGAUAAUCCGUUCUAG
Messenger RNA from Pedinophyceae sp. YPF-701, 1737 nucleotides. NCBI's taxonomy places the organism in Eukaryota, Viridiplantae, Chlorophyta, Pedinophyceae. The record is from the annotation of a GenBank genome assembly.